AUGGUAAUAACCUUUAAUUUCCUAAUUUCAAUAAUAUUUUGCCAAUCCAUUGUAAAUACAGUUUUAAGUAAUUUAUUGGAUGAUACUAAAGAACAUUGUCAAGAUUUACAAUGUAUGAAAAAAAUUUUUAUUGACAGUAAACAUCAGUUAGUACAUGAUGAUGGCACAACUGAAACAUGCAUAUCUUGUGACCAAUGUUAUAAUUCUGGUUUUAGUGUUUGUAUGAAAAAAAAAGUUUUUACUGUUACAAGAGGUGGAAGAAAUGAUGAUGAAAAAAUAUGUUCAUGUUUUAAUUCAGUUCCAGAAGAAUGUCGUAUUCAACCACAAGGUCCUCCAGGAUAUAAUGGUGCAUUUAAAGGAAUAUAUAAUAUUUGUUAUUAUUCAUCAAUCAAAAAUCCACCACAACCUUUAGCUGUAAAUACAGAAAAAUCAAUUAUUGUUACUAUAUCACCAUUUUGGACAGAACCAUAUUGGAAAGAUUUUCAAUUAACUAAUCUUACAUUAAUAUAUGAAUAUCCAAUUCAAUCUCCUGAACAAUGUGAAAGAGAAAUAACAACUAAUUUAAAUGGUGAACCAAAACAUUCUUGUACUGGUACUGUAGAUAUUAAUAUGAAAAGUGAAGAUAUUGCUGAUAAUACUGAUUACAAUCCAAUUGAUUUAUUUUCAGAAGGUGUUGAACCAACUUAUGAUGAUUUAUCAAAUGAAUUACCACCUGAGGUAGAAUUUGACAGAGAAGUAUUUGCAGGUGCACAUAAUGUAAAACUUUGGAUGACUGUAACUGUAAAAAGGGGUAGACAACUUAUAUCUAAUACUAAUACAUCAAAUAUUUUUAAAAAUGUAAAUACAGUACUAUCAUCUAAUAUUUUUAAUUUUGAUUUACAACCAGAAAUAUAUGGUACUGAAGGUAGAGUAGAAAGUAAUGAAGAUGAUGAAGACGAAAAAGAAAAUGAAUCAGAAAAUACUUUACUUAAUAAAUAUAAUACUACUACUACAACUGUUUCACCAAUUGUUAAAGAAGAUGAAAAUAUUAUGAAAACAAAAAUUGUUUCUAAAGAAGAUAAUAUUAAAGAGGAAGAUAAUAGUAAAGAAAUCCAAGAAGAAUCUAAAGAAACUGAAACAUCUGAAGAAGAUACAUCUAAUGAUAAUACAUCUGAUGAAAAUAAACUAGUAAAUGAUGAUAAUGAUGGUAAUGAUGAUGGAAAUAAUGAUAACAAAUCAUUUGAUGGUACUAGUUUACCAGAAAUUCAGUCUUUAGAUGAAUACAAUGAUGAUAAAUCAAGUGAAGACAACUCAACUAUACAACCAUCAUUUGAGGAUGAAAAUAAAAUAAAUAUUAAAGAAAAUAAAACAAUUGAUGAUGAGUCAAUAGUUGAAAAUGAUAAUAACACAACAAGUAACAAUACUUCAGUAGUAACAAAUCUAAUAAAUAAUGUAAUAAGCUACUUAAGUUUUACCGAAGAAUUAGAACUUUCAAGAAUUGUUUUUGCUGGGUGUGUUGUGUUAUGUUUGAUAAUGCUUUGCUGCACAUGUUUAUGUAGGAGUAAAUUAUUAUGUUGUAAAAAUAGAAAUGGCGAUUAUGAUAAAGUUAAUAAUUCAGAAUUUUCAAGAAAUAAUACACAAGAAAUGCUGAAUAGUAAUAAUGAACAAAUAUGUAAGCCUUUGAUUGAAUCUUCAUCUAAAUUAGAAAAAACAGAUUGUUAUGAUAAUUCUAUAAAAGUUGAAAAUUCCAAAUUAUCAACUAGUGAUAUUGUAUCAAAAAAUAACACUUUACGAUUAAAACAAUUAUAUCAAAAACAAUAUAAAGAAUUAAUUAGUUCAUCUCCAACAUUAGAUUAUAAAAGAUUACGUCUCGAUGAAAUUAUUGGUGAUGGAAAUUUUGGUGUGGUUUUAAGACAAGCUGUAUUACAAGAUUUAGAGGAUGCUGGAAAAAUAAAAGAAGUUAUUACUUGUUCAUCACAUAAAUUUGAUAAAUUUCAUAAUCAUGAAUUAGAUAGCUUUUUAAAUGCUCUAGCUGUUUCUGUUAGAGCAAAAACACAUCCAAAUAUUGUUAGUUUGAUAGCAGUUGAUGAACAAUUUGAAAAUUUAUUAUUAAUUUUUGAAAAUUUUAACUAUCCUGAUUUGUUAACAACUCUUAGAGAAAGCAGAAAACAAAAAAUUUCAAAUACACGAUAUGCUGCUGAAUUGACACCAAUUGAAUUAUGUAGAAUAAUGAUUGAUUGUGCUAGAGGAACAGGUCAUUUAAUUAAAUCAAAAAUAUUACAUUCAAUGUUAGCUGCAUGUAAUGUUAUUGUUUUACCCAAUAGAACAGUUAAAAUAGCAGGUUUUGGUUUUGCCGAACAAAGACAAUUACAUUGUAAUCAAUAUGAACCAAAACCUGGACCAGAAAGAUGGCAGUCACCUGAAAUAUUAAUACCAAAAAUUUAUAAAGAUACAAAUUCAAAAAUAGCUCAAUCAAUGAUAUGGUCAUUAGGUAUACUUUUAUGGGAAACAGCAUCUUUAGGUGGUACACCAUUUGAAAUGUAUGCAACAAAUGAAGAAUUUAUUGAAGCAAUUUUCUUACAAAAAGCUAUGUUAACAAUGCCAGCACACUGUUCUGUUGAAUUGUUAUCAAUAUUUCAUACAUGUGUACAGUAUGAUCUUGUUCUUAGACCAGAAACAACUGACGCUAUUGUAAGAAAAUUAGAAAUUCUACAAUCUGAUGCUGAUAAUCACAUAAAUUUAACAACAACAAAUCCUGGAGAAAUGUUUUAUUUCCCACCAAUUAAUACAAGAUUAGAACAAAUAACAGCAAGAUUUUAA
Molecule: messenger RNA, 2799 nt
Organism: Strongyloides ratti
Lineage: Eukaryota; Metazoa; Nematoda; Chromadorea; Rhabditida; Strongyloididae
Product: Proto-oncogene tyrosine-protein kinase receptor Ret
Exons: 4
Coding region: 1-2799 (932 amino acids)
Biological process (GO): cell surface receptor protein tyrosine kinase signaling pathway; multicellular organism development; positive regulation of kinase activity
Cellular component (GO): signaling receptor complex
Molecular function (GO): ATP binding; transmembrane receptor protein tyrosine kinase activity
Source: RefSeq, a predicted model, not a curated record